AUGCCGGACGUAGCAGCAACACCACCUUCCCCUCCUCCUCCAGAUUACAAAGAUGAAAAAUUUGAAUAUGACAUCAACUCAACUGAUGAACAAGUGAUGGUGGAAGACAGCACCUCUAGCCGUCAAAUCCAGGUUGAAGAAUAUCAAUUCACAUGGCGUGCAACUAUUGUAGGCUCCCUCUUGGGUUGUUUAGUUGCCGCAUCAAAUACAUAUCUUGGUUUGAAGAUUGGUUGGACAUUUGGUGCCUCGCUCUUUGGUGCCAUUUUCUCCUUUGCCAUCAUUAAGCCUAUUUCCAGAGUGCUUCCUCCCAAGUGGGGUGGUGGAUACUUUGGCCCCAAAGAAAAUUGUACUGCUCAAUCUGCAGCAACUACCGCAGGCGGUCUCUCUGCUGGUUUUGUAUCUGGUAUUCCUGCCAUGUAUAAAUUAGGUUUAAUGACAACUCCCAAAAAUGAUGCCGCUGCUUUAGUUCUUUUCACAAUUGCCUCUGCCUUCUAUGGUCUUUUCUUUGCUGUUCCUCUUCGUAACCACUUUGUCGUCAAGCAGGACUUGACUUUCCCCACUCCUCGUGCCGCUGCUGUCACCAUCAUGUCUCUUCACGAUUCAGUUGAAGGUGAAAAAGAAGCCAUGAAGAAGGCUUUGUGGAUGGGUAUCUGGUUCGUCAUCUCUUUCAUUUGGAGUUUGAUCUCUUACUGGAUUCCCUUCAUGGACACUAUUCACAUUCUCUGGUGGAUCGGUCAUAGCGCCAACUACAUUCCUCUGCAAAGUGCUGAUAUGGACUGGAAUUGGAACUUCAAGUGGGAUUUCCCCUUCUUUGGUGCUGGCUUGAUGACUCCCGGUUCUACCGUCAAUACCUUCUUUAUUUCCUCUCUUCUUGUCUACGGUAUCAUUGGUCCCUGCUUAGUCCACACCGGCUACUUUGUCCAACCCAUGGGUAUCACUACCAAGGGUGCCACCACGCAGUCUUUCUUCUUGUGGCCCGGUAUUGCUCUCAUGGUCUUGACUUCGUUCGCUGAACUCUUUGUCCGUUACGAUACCCUCUGGCGUGGUGUCAAGGGUGGUGUUGUUGGUCUCUACAAUGGCUGUAUCAACAGUUAUCUCUUGUUCAAGACCCACAUCUUGAAGAAGGACUUGAACGAAAAGGAAUUGCUCCAAAUGAACCCUCCCAGAGACGAAGAUGAGAUCUUUGCUGAAAAGGAACUCGUUCCUGCUUGGUGGUGGAUUCUGGGUGUCUUUAUCUCAAUCAUCUUUACUUGUGCCAUCAUGGGCGAGUUCUUUGGUAUGCCCGUCUACCAAUCCAUUGUUGCUGUCAUUCUCGGUUUCGUCUUGUCCUUUGUUGGUGUCCAAGCUGCUGGUGAGACUGAUAUCAAUCCCACUGGCUCAAUUGGUAAAAUGUCUCAAUUGAUCUUUGCUGGUAUGCCCAGUGAUACUCUCAAUCAAGUGCGUAAGAACAACCUGAUGGCUGGUAACAUUUCUGCCUCUGCCGCUGCUCAAGCUGUCGACAUGGUUGGUGAUCUCAAGACUGGUCAAUUGGUCGGUGCUUCUCCCAGAUCUCAAUUCUGGGCCCAAUUCAUCGCCUCCUUCUUCGCUAUCGGUAUCGCUGUUGGUCUUUUCAUUCUCUUUGCUGAAGCCUACCCAUGUGUUACCAGCACUGAUCUUAACGAGGAAUGUGAAUUCGGUUUGGUUGCAGUCAAGGCUUGGUAUAACGUUACAUUGUUGCUGACAGGCGGUGGUGAAAAGCUCACUAGAGAAUCCAUCAUCUUGACUGGUGUUGCCGCUGCUGUUGGUGUCGUUGCUCCUUUCGUUCGUGAAUUCUUGGUUCCCAAGAAGUAUCACCGCUACUUCCCUUCUGUCUCUGCUGUCGGUAUUGCCAUGAUCAACACCAGUCCUGAAGUGCCUUUGUCCAUGUUCAUUGGCUGGGUUGCUGGCAAGAUCUGGAAGCGUGUAGAUCCUGUUGCUUACGAAAAGUACAUGUACAGUACUGCCGGUGGUAUGAUUGCUGGUCAAGGUAUUUCCGCUCUUCUUCAAGCCGUCUUCAAGUUGAGUAAUGUUGCACCUUACGCUUACACUGGCUCUUGUAUUGAGGGUCUUUUGGAAAACUGCCCUUAA
Mucor velutinosus is the source of this 2106-nucleotide messenger RNA. It is a transcript of the gene MET10, whose product is annotated as sulfite reductase [NADPH] flavoprotein component. Bases 1 to 2106 code for a protein of 701 amino acids. NCBI's taxonomy places the organism in Eukaryota, Fungi, Mucoromycota, Mucoromycetes, Mucorales, Mucoraceae. The record is from RefSeq and is a predicted model, not a curated record. Gene Ontology annotation, cellular component: fungal-type vacuole membrane. The transcript has 3 exons. Gene Ontology annotation, molecular function: oligopeptide transmembrane transporter activity.